Molecule: messenger RNA, 2204 nt
Organism: Juglans regia (Persian walnut)
Lineage: Eukaryota; Viridiplantae; Streptophyta; Magnoliopsida; Fagales; Juglandaceae
Product: ubiquitin-like domain-containing protein CIP73
Exons: 2
Coding region: 1262-1687 (141 amino acids)
Cellular component (GO): BAT3 complex
Molecular function (GO): misfolded protein binding; polyubiquitin modification-dependent protein binding
Source: RefSeq, a predicted model, not a curated record
GUUGGUGUUAAGUAACUAUACAUGUGUACAUGUACAUAUGAAAGUGAAUGGUCUGCCGGUAAACAUUCUUAUGAUAUAAAGCUUUCUUGUUCAGUCGAUUAUUUCUAGCAUGCAUGCAUCGUCAUCAUUGAUCUUAUGGUGUCUUCAUGUAACUACAAUUUGAGGUGCUGCAUGUUUAUUGAGGGAUAUGGCUAUUGAUACAACCGAGGCAUUCCUCUAAUCUUGGUUCUGCUUCUACUCCUCAGAGAAUGCUUCUCUGUUGCAGAUGAUACCCUUUCGAUGGGUGAGUCACUCUCAGCGUAUACUGCCGACAGCCUAUCGUCUCAUAAUAACAAAUUUGAAACGAGGUAAUUCUUCAAAAAUCUACCUGGGGAUUUGGUACAAAAUGUUAGAAGACCUGAGGAUUGUUUGGGUAGCAAAUAGAGAAAACCAUUUGUCUCGUGACCCAGCAGCUUCAAGACUCGAAUUCUUGAAUGACGGCAAUCUAGGCCUUCUCAAGCAUCCUCCGUGAUACCAUUUUGGUCCACAAAUUUGUUAUGAACCUUCAUGGAGGUGAAGACAGAGGAGAGAGGGACGGUUCAGUCGAGCAAGGUAGAAAAAGGAGUAUAAUCCCUCUCAAGGCUUAGGUUAGGGCCUUUGUUCUUGGGCGACGCCGCACUUCUUGGAGCUUUUCUUGUGCCUGCAAUCGUUGCACACGGUACCCUGCCUCCACUUGUUAUGACGUACUCAACUUUGUUGCCGAGUACAAGCUCAUUUGUGCCUUUUCAUCUGUUGAUUUUGAAAGUGUUUGUUUGAUGGUUGUUGGUUUGUUGGUUGUUGAGUGGCAGGAGGCUCUUCCAAAGAAUGGAAGUAAAUUGGAUGAAGGGGGAAAUAUUGCACCUCAAUUGUUUGAGAUAUUGCCACUUAGGGGGUGUUUUGGGGUGGUAUGGAGUAAAUUUACUAAAGCUUUGGGAAUAUCAAUUGAUGGAAGAGCAUGGCUUGUGGCCCUUUGAUAGAGGAAGUUGAAAAAAAAUUAUGGGGAACUUGAUGUAUGUAGCUGGCGUGCCUCCCCUGAAGGCUUUGGAAGGGUUGACAAAUAGUUAUAAAGCAUCUGAUUCAAGUCCAACAAUGUUUGAUGCAUUGAUCAGGGUUUGUACUCAGAUUGGGGAGACUGAUGUGCUUAUGAAGUGAUCAAGAAGUUGAGGACCGAGAGUUAUUCAGUUAUGACUCAGGCGUGGAAUAAGCUUUUGGGUCACCUAUUGAAGUUGAGUGAGAUCCAUAGAUGUUGGGAGAUGUACUGGGAAUUGAUUUCGUAUAUAUGGAUGGAACUUGCAAGAUGGGUGACUUGGUUCUUUAUUUGAAGCUUCUGAGGAAGAUGGGAAGUAAUGGUGCGGAUGCAAUUCCUAGGGUUGAUGAGGCUGGAGGUUCUGAACUAACAAUGGAAACAAAAAUAACAACAUUGGAUUCUCAAACAUAUACUCCGAGAGUUGAUAAACAGGUGCCAGUUCCUGCUUUAAAAAAGUUGAUUGCUUCCAUCACUAAUGUGUUGUUAGAGCAGCAAUGCCUAAUAGGCCGCAGAAGGGUUCUAAAGGAUGAUGAACUCCUCUCUUCCGAUCAUGUUGAAGAUGGUUAUACCUUACAUCUUAUUGUUCGACAUCCAUCCCCUUCCACCAUCGUCGGAGGGUUUACCAAAUCAUACAGCAAUUGAUCCUACUCCAACUACAAGCCAUUGGCAAUUUAACAUGGGUGAAAAGAAUAUACUUAUUUUUUACCCCGAUGGUUGGACAUUUUAUGCCAGUAUCCUGACAAUGGAUAAUGGUUUUUCAGCUCUAUACUCUUCUCUUGGAGGUAUAUGACAAUUGCACCAGAGCUAUAAACCUUGUGGGCAAGUUUUUUUUAAAGGGGGGAGAGUGUUAUGAACCUCCAUGGAAGUGAAGACAGAGGAGAGAGGGAGGGUUCAGUCGAGCAAGGUCGAAGGAGUGAAGUGGGUCUGUCACCAUUUGACUUGAAGGCCUGUCAAUGAGACACAGCGUUUUGGGUCCUGAAUAUUUUGCAAUUUUUUCCGUUGUAAUAGUUAAAUUCUUGUUGUCGGUUAUUACUUUCCACGUGUUGUUUUCAUAUUUGUUCUGAGUUACCCCUGCGAGGGAAUAGGAGGGAUGGUUAGAGAGAGAUUAUUCUGGACUUUUUUGUUGAAACUUGUGGUUUUCAUUUGGAGGCACGGUAUC